This is a messenger RNA of Tilletiopsis washingtonensis, 3003 nucleotides long. Its product is annotated as FACT complex subunit SPT16. The coding region runs from base 1 to 3003 and encodes 1000 amino acids. Gene Ontology annotation, biological process: transcription elongation by RNA polymerase II; positive regulation of transcription elongation by RNA polymerase II. The transcript has 16 exons. Lineage: Eukaryota; Fungi; Basidiomycota; Exobasidiomycetes; Entylomatales. The record is from RefSeq and is a predicted model, not a curated record. Gene Ontology annotation, molecular function: nucleosome binding. Gene Ontology annotation, cellular component: FACT complex.
AUGUCCGAGGAGAUCAAAGUCGACCGUGUCGCCUUCACGCGGCGCGCAAAGCAGCUGCUCGCGCGCUUCAAGGCCGAUGCGGGCCCGGCGGACGAGACAUUCGCCAACGCAGACUCGGUCGCGAUUCUGAUGGGCGGCCAGAACCAAGACGUGGCGUACAGCAAGACGCAGGCGCUGCACACCUGGCUGCUCGGCUACGAGUUCCCCUCCACCCUGAUCCUCUUCGACGCCAAGGGCCUGCUGUUCGUCUCCUCAGAAAGCAAGACCAAGUACAUCGAGGGCCUGCACUCGAGCGACGUGGAAGUCAAGGUGCUGAAGCGCACCAAGGACGAGGCGCACAACGCACGUGUCUGGGAGGAGGUGCUGGACCGGCUAGAGGGCAACGGGAAGCGCGUGGGCGUAUUCCCCAAGGAGAAGCCGAUUGGCAAGGUGGCAGUGGAGUGGCAGGCUGCGCUGCAGAAGCGCAUCGAUGCGCAGAAGCUGGAGACGGUCGACGCCUCGACGCCUUUCAGUGUGGCGGUGGCGAGCAAGGACGAGGACGAGCUCAAACUCACCCGCACGGCGGCCAAGCUCAGCACGGGCAUCAUCACCCGAUACUUCGUCGACGAAAUGAGCAGCGUGCUCGACGAGGGAAAGAAAGUGACGCACGAGAAGCUGGCGGCGAAGGUGGAGGAUCAGCUGGAGAACCGGGCGUUCUGGAAGAAGGUCAAGGGUGCCGAGGGCGUCGACAUCACGCUGGCCGACUUUUGCUACUCGCCGAUCAUCCAGUCGGGCGGCGACUAUGACCUGCGCACGUCGGCGCAGUCGAACGAUGCGCGCCUCGAGGGCGCCGACGGCGGCGGUGUGAUCCUCGCGAGCAUGGGCAUGAAGUACAAGAGCUACUGCUCCAACAUCGGCCGCAGCUACCUUGUUGACCCGCACAAGUCGCAAGCGAAGAACCUCGCGCUGCUGCUCGAGCUGCAGACGGAGAUUGUGGAGAAGUAUCUGCGUGCGGGCGCGACGUGCCGUGAUGUGUACGAGCAGGCGCAGAAGUUUGUGGCGGCGAAGAACAGCUCGCUGGCGCAGCGGCUCGUCAAGAACAUCGGCUUCGCCACGGGCAUUGAGUUCCGCGACGGCAGCUACACGCUCUCGGCAAAGAACAGCCGCGCCAUCCGCAAGGACAUGGCCUUCAACCUGUCGCUCGGCUUUGACGGCAUCGACGACCCAAACAAUGAGGGCAAGACGUACUCGCUGCUUCUCAUCGACACUGUGCGCGUCAGCGACGGGCCGGCGUCGUACCUGACCGACCGGCUGAAGUCGGCGACCGACUGCAUCUUCUACAAGGACGACGACGAUGAGGAGGAGGACGCCGGCAAGAAGGCGUCGCCGAAGAAGAAGGCCGAGCCGGCCAACGUCACCGCUGGCGGCAAGGUGCUGCGCAACAAGUCGCGCAAGGACGCCAUGGACGCAACGACGGCCAACAAGAUCCGCGAGCACCAGCGCGACCUGGCGCAGCAGAAGCAGGAGGACGGCUUGGCGCGCUUUGCUGACGCUGAUGGCGCCGACGGCGGGCAGGCGGGCAAGACGUUCAAGAAGUUCGAGUCGUACAAGCGCAUCGUCGACUUCCCGUCCAAGACGCAGGACCUGCGGAUCUUCGUCGACCAGCGCGCACAGACCGUCUUCCUGCCGAUCUACGGCUACGCGGUGCCGUUCCACAUCAACACGAUCAAGAACGUCUCCAAGUCGGAGGAGGGCGACGUGACGUAUCUGCGCUUCAACUUUGUCACGCCGGGCCAGAUCGUCGGCAAGAAGGAGGACGUGCCGUUCGAGGACCCGGACGCGACGUUCGUGCGCAGCAUGAGCUUCCGCAGCGACAGCAGCACGCACUUUGCCGAGCUCUUCCGCGAGAUCUCGGACCUGCGCAAGGAGGCGACGAAGCGCGAGACGGAGAAGAAGGAGAUGGCCGACGUCGUGGAGCAGGACAAGCUCGUGCUCGCCAAGGGCCGCACGCAGAUGCUGCGCGACGUGUACCCGCGGCCCGUGCUCGAGGGCAAGCGGCUGCCCGGCGACGUCGAGAUCCACCAGAACGGCCUGCGCUACACGGCGCGCAACAACCAGAGCAUCGACGUGCUCUUCAACAACAUGAAGCACCUCUUCUUCCAGCCGUGCGACAAGGAGCUCGUCGUGCUCGUGCACAUCCACCUCAAGGCGCCCAUCCUCGUGGGCAAGAAGAAGACGAAGGACGUGCAGUUCUACCGCGAGGCGUCGGACGUCAACUUCGACGAGACGGGCGCGCGCAAGCGCAAGACGCGCGGCGGCGACGAGGACGAGAUCGAGCUCGAGCAGGAGGAGCGGCGGCGGCGCUCGGCGCUGAACAAAGAGUUCAAGGGCUUUGCGCAGAAGAUUGCCGAUGCGAGCGACGGGCGCGUGACCGUCGACAUUCCCUUCCGCGAGCUCGGCUUCAACGGCGUGGGCCACCGGACAAACGUGCUGCUGCAGCCGACGACGGACUGUCUCGUGUACCUCACCGACCCGCCGUUCACCGUCAUCACGCUGUCCGAGGUCGAGAUCGUGCACCUCGAGCGUGUCACGCUGAGCACAAGCACCUCGUCGUCGUUCGACGUCGUCUUCGUCUUCUCCGACUUCAGCCAGGUGCCGCUCGUCAUCCGCAGCGUGCCCAUUGCGUCGUUGGACCACGUGCGCGAGUGGCUCGACUCCGUGGACAUCUGCGUCACCGACGGCGCCGUCAACUUGAACUGGGGCCAGAUCAUGAAGACGAUUCGCGAGGAUCCUUACGCCUUCUUCGUGGACGGCGGCUUCUCUUUCCUCAAGAGCAGCGACAGCGACUCGGACGCCUCGGACAGCGAGAGCGGCAGCGACUUUGGCAACGAGGUCGAGAGCGACGUCAUGUUCGAGGACGAGACAGACGACGACGGCUCGUCGUUCGGCGACUCGGAGGAGGACGACUCAGGGCAGAGCGAGCCGGUGAGUGACAGUGACGUGGCAGUGUGGUUCGCGAUCUGA